Messenger RNA from Colletotrichum lupini, 252 nucleotides. Its product is annotated as 2-dehydropantoate 2-reductase. Gene Ontology annotation, cellular component: cytoplasm. The record is from RefSeq and is a predicted model, not a curated record. The transcript has a single exon. Lineage: Eukaryota; Fungi; Ascomycota; Sordariomycetes; Glomerellales; Glomerellaceae. Gene Ontology annotation, molecular function: oxidoreductase activity. The coding region runs from base 1 to 252 and encodes 83 amino acids.
AUGACCCAACGAUUAAUAAGAGAAGUUAUCGAUGUUACUAAGGCAUGCGAGGUGCCUAUCGAUUACGACCUGGUCGACAAGCUGAUCAACAAGAUCCUGGCUAUGCACCCCAUCGGCAGCAGCAUGCAAAACGACUUCGAAGCCGGUCGGCCGAUGGAAGUGGAUAUUAUCCUCGGUUACCCCUACCGAAAGGGCAAGGAACUAGGGAUAGCUAAGUCGACCCACCCCCUUUUAGCCACCCCCCCCUUUUAG